AUGAAGCUCCUCCUGGACACAAUAUCAGGCAUCCUCUCAAUGUCAAGCCUCGGCAAACAAAAAGGCUGGACCUGCGCACAAAGCAGCGGCGCAACGAACCAAGAUCUCCAAAACGCCGUCGACGAUUUCAGCGUCGUCUUCACGCCCAAUGCCUUAGCCGUCCAACCGAAACACUGCUACUUGUCGAUCUGUGGCCAACACUACUUCAGCUUGUGUAAUUAUGGGUACAAUGGUUCUCUUGAACCCGUGGGGCAGAGGAUACGGGCUAAGGAGUGGGGUCUUCCUGGGGGAAACGGGACGGAAUGUCGUGGGAACUUUGGGGACAAGAUUAAUUAUGAUUGGUACCAGUUUGGGUUGGUGGAUGAGCUGGAGGAGGUUUGGAUGAAUUCGGAGUAUGUACAGGUGAGGGUGUGUAACGGGUCGAUCGCGGAUGGGGACGGGUCGAGUUUAGCUUGA
Molecule: messenger RNA, 456 nt
Organism: Fusarium verticillioides 7600
Lineage: Eukaryota; Fungi; Ascomycota; Sordariomycetes; Hypocreales; Nectriaceae
Exons: 2
Coding region: 1-456 (151 amino acids)
Source: RefSeq, a predicted model, not a curated record